CUUUUCCACUCGCUUUCGCGCCUGCACCCUCGCCUGAUGGUCAGCCCAAUGCUCCCAAUGCUGUGACAACGUCGACCAUACCACUCUCCCCGACGACCUGACAUUAUUCCACCUGGAGUCCUCGGCUCCAAUUCGCUCUCUGGAAUCACUAAUUGACCACGCCCGCCCGCAGACCACAUUCUUUACCGUAGCAUCUUGCGCGCCAGCCAGCCAUCCCUCAGGCCAGACUUGGACAACACUCACAGAUAGAUCGUCGUCGCGAUACACCUGCUCACCACGGCUUCUUGUCGAGCGACAAACAAGACGCGACCGAACGACGACAAACUUUGGUCUCCCCGCCAACCGCCACGGCAUAAACCAAUCACUGGCACGAUAAACCGAUUAUGAAACUCUCCAUUGCGCUGCUCCAGGCAGCCGUUGUGGUAUCCGCGGCGCAGCAGGCCCACCACCAUGGACAUCAGCAUCUGCACCAGGAAAAGCGCGAGCCACAGGCUCCAGCCGGCUACGAAUCUGUUGACGUCCCGACGCAGGUUGUAUACGUGCUGAACGGGCACCCUAUCUCUGAGACAGAAGUCCAACAGGGAAUCAAUAACGGUACUCUGGUCUUCGCCGAUGGUUCACUUUCCGAUGCGCCGCCGAGCUAUGAGGAGCCACCACCAAGCUAUGGGCCGCCCCCGUCUUCCAGCAGCAGCAGCACCAGUACUAGCACCAGUACUAGCAGCAGCAGCACUAGCAGUAGCAGCAGCAGCAGCACCAGAAUCAGCACCAGCACCCCUGCUCCUACCACGAGCGUCAGCAAGCCCACCCCGACACCCAAGGCAAGCACUCCACCACCCAGUCCACCAGGACCACCACCCAAGCCAUCCCCACCAGGCUAUGGAAGUGGUGGUGGAAGCGGCGUUGAUGCUGACUUCCCCGACGGAACUUUGUCGUGCGAACACUUCCCAUCAGAAUAUGGUCCCAUUCCUGUAGAGUGGACUGGACUUGGGGGCUGGACUGGUGUCCAGUGCCCAGGCGCGGGUUCUGACUCGACUGGCUUCACCAAUAUCGAGACCGUCACUCCAGGCGGAACUUGCAGAGAAGGCGCGUAUUGCUCGUACGCCUGCCCACCUGGUUAUACAAAGACGCAAUGGCCUCUGUUGCAAGGGAUGACUGGUCAGUCCGUUGGUGGAGUUUUGUGCCAAAAUGGAAAACUUCACUUGACCAAUCCCGACUUGUCGAAGAAGCUCUGUAUGAAGGGAACGGACAAGGUCCAGGUCCUUGUGAAGAACAAACUCCCCAAGAACGUGGCUGUUUGUGGGACAGACUAUCCUGGUUUGGAGUCAGAGACCAUUCCUACCGAUGUUGGACCCGGCGAAACCAAGAACCUCACAUGCCCCGAUGCCGAAAAAGCCUACAAGUGGCAGGGCCGCAGCACUUCUGCGCAGUACUACGUCAACCCAGCGGGCGUACCGGUCGAGAAGGCCUGCUGUUGGGGUACUCCUGACAACCCCUGGGGUAACUUCGCUCCGAUGAAUCUUGGUGUCGGUUACUCCAACGGCGCCGCAUGGCUGUCUAUCUUCCAAAACGCACCCACCACCAACGCUAAGCUGGAGUUCACUGUCGAGAUCGUCGGCGACACCCUCAGCGGCAGCUGUAAAUAUUCGGAUGGCCAAUACUGCUCAGGAACUUCAUGCAGCCCAGUCACAGGUUGCACGGUUUCGCUCAGCUCUGGCACAGCAACCUUUGUGUUCUCCUAGUUCUGAUCGUAUGGUGCAGGCAGCGACCUUUUGGCACGAUACGCACGAUGACCAAGACGAUAUCGUAAAUUUCUCCAUGCUUUCACUGUCUCGGCCGCCAUGACAGUGCUUCAACGGUGUGCGUUGUUCAAGCCCAUAUAGGUACUGCUCGAACGUACCGCAACAUAUAACACAGCAUCUGCUUCACGUGCUUGAUCCUCGCCGUGCGAGUUCGGUGCUUGGCCGCCGCUUGCACGUUUCAAAAUCUGCAUUUUGGUGUCGGACAUGUUUGUUCAUUAUUCAAGUCUAUCGUGUUAGUGGAGGGCUAAAAGGGCGCUAUUUGCUGCCAUUCGUCUGUGGAAAAGGGUUUCAGGCAUUGUAUCUGCGCCAGAAGACCAGAGCCAACAAGCAAGGCUGGUGCAAUGCAAUGGGGAUCUGCUGCGAUGAUUCCCGCCCACGAACUUGUGUACAUAAUGUUUUUGUUAACCUUCGUAACGCGCCUCUCCAACUUUUCC
Messenger RNA from Sphaerulina musiva SO2202, 2233 nucleotides. Its product is annotated as SUN-domain-containing protein. Bases 384 to 1739 code for a protein of 451 amino acids. The record is from RefSeq and is a predicted model, not a curated record. Lineage: Eukaryota; Fungi; Ascomycota; Dothideomycetes; Mycosphaerellales; Mycosphaerellaceae. The transcript is spliced from 2 exons. Gene Ontology annotation, biological process: fungal-type cell wall organization. Gene Ontology annotation, cellular component: fungal-type cell wall; cell surface.